This is a messenger RNA of Bolinopsis microptera, 378 nucleotides long. RefSeq lists its product as uncharacterized. Gene Ontology annotation, molecular function: protein binding. The transcript has 4 exons. The record is from RefSeq and is a predicted model, not a curated record. NCBI's taxonomy places the organism in Eukaryota, Metazoa, Ctenophora, Tentaculata, Lobata, Bolinopsidae. Bases 1 to 378 code for a protein of 125 amino acids.
AUGUUAGACCACACCCAAUCUGAAUUUGAUGAGAUAAGCUCAACCAAGGAGUUGUUUGCUAAUUGUCAGGCAACUGCUGACAAUUACAUCUCCCCCAAAACUAUAUGCCAGCUAAUUAAAGCAGGUAAGAAUGUAGAAGAGUUAAAAGAGCUGCUGCCAAAUGUAGAUUUGUCCUCCCCGGUUAUUGACAACACUCCAGCUCUACAUUUCACUGUUCGAGAGAGGCAGGGUGAAGUUUUAGAGUUGCUCCUAACAGGUGGUGCUGACAUUAACCAGGCUGACGGGGAUGGGAGAACUGGUCUUCACAUUGCUAUCAGGUUUGUUAGGAUUGGGUACAAGUCAGGGUCACAGGUCAGUGACAUCAUUAAUGUGAGCUAG